GUCGUUACGAGCGCCAAGUAUAGGAACGUACCUCUCGAGAGAGACGAUGCCAUCGUCACGAUGGUUCUCCAUCUCGGAGUCCCUGCUGUCCACUGCUGUCAGAGGUCUAUGUGCAUUUUGUGCUGAUCGGCUCCGAGUUUCGCAAGAGCUGGUUGGAGUAGCACGUGGAGCGGCACGGUAUUCUUCGACACCGGGACCUGUCAAACGUGAAAAAUGGUUUUGGAUCUGGAUUACUUUCGCAAGGACAAGGGCUCCGACCCGGAGAAGAUCCGGGAGAACCAGAAGAAGCGUUUCAAGGAUGUCCAGUUGGUGGACACGGUGAUCGAGAAGGACAAACAUUGGCGACAAUUGCGUCAUCGGGCUGAUAAUUUCAACAAGCUGAAGAACCUGUGCAGCAAGGAGAUCGGCGAGAAAAUGAAGAAGAAGGAGCCGCUCGGCAACGACGAUACCGUGCCCCAAGCUAUCGCCGAUGACCUUGACGGUUUGAACUCUGACACCCUGAAGGCACUGACUGUAACGCAGAUCAAAAAGAUACGUACUCUCAUCGACGAAGCGAUAGAGAAGAACAAUGAGGAUCUGAAGACAACCGAGUUAGAGAGGAAUAGCGCCCUCAGGGAGGUGGGAAAUCACCUACAUGCAUCGGUGCCCGUCAGCAACGAUGAAGAUGAGAACAAGGUAGAAAGAACUUGGGGAGACUGUACCCAGAAGAAAAAAUAUUCUCAUGUUGAUUUGAUUCAUAUGAUUGAUGGAAUGGAUGGAGAACGUGGUACCGGGGUGUCCGGUGGACGUGGUUAUUUCCUCACCGGACCGGCAGUGUUUCUUCAACAAGGUUUAAUACAAUUAGCGUUGAGAAAGUUGUCCAAAAAGGGUUACACGGCUCUUUACACGCCGUUCAUCAUGCGGAAAGAUGCUAUGCAAGAAGUGGCACAGUUGUCGCAGUUCGAUGAAGAGUUGUAUAAGGUGGUUGGUAAAGGUAGCGAACGUAACGAGGACAAGGAAAUGGAGGAGAAGUAUCUCAUUGCCACCUCUGAGCAGCCGAUCGCAGCCUUUCAUAGGAGUGAGUGGAUAGCUGAAAGCGCCUUGCCAAUAAGAUACGCCGGAAUUUCGACCUGCUUCAGACAAGAAGUUGGCUCUCACGGACGGGAUACCAGAGGUAUCUUCAGGGUACAUCAGUUUGAAAAGGUAGAACAGUUCUGUCUUACUUCACCUCACGAUAACAAAUCCUGGGAGAUGAUGGAAGAGAUGAUUUCCAACGCGGAAGAAUUUUAUCAGGCGUUGGAUAUUCCAUAUCGAAUAGUUAAUAUCGUGUCCGGUGCACUAAAUCACGCAGCUUCCAAGAAGUUAGAUUUGGAAGCCUGGUUCCCUGGAUCCGGUGCAUUUCGCGAGCUCGUAUCGUGUAGCAAUUGCUUGGAUUAUCAAGCAAGGAGGUUGCUAGUCAGAUACGGUCAAACGAAGAAGAUGAAUACCACGACGGACUACGUCCAUAUGUUGAACGCCACGAUGUGCGCGGUGACACGCGUGAUUUGCGCAAUUCUGGAAGUACACCAAACGGAAACCGGUAUCAACGUGCCGAAGGUUCUGGCAAAGUACAUGCCCUCCGAAUACAGGAGCGUGAUUCCAUUCGUGAAAGCUGCGCCGAUUGACGAGAUCGAAACGAAGAAACAGAAGAAGCAGAAGGAAAACAUGUCAAAGUAACACGAUCGCCACAUAAAUGUGACAAUGAAGCAAGUGGACGGUCUAUCUACAGAUCUUAUUUAUUAAACUGCAUUUUUUUAAAUAUUCCAUUGUGCGAGCCAUAAUCGGAUCGCACAGCUGUAAUAAUUACUUAAGAAAAUAUAUACACAAAUGUUCUCAGCUUCUCA
This is a messenger RNA of Ooceraea biroi (clonal raider ant), 1862 nucleotides long. RefSeq names its product Seryl-tRNA synthetase (gene SerRS). Gene Ontology annotation, biological process: seryl-tRNA aminoacylation. The record is from RefSeq and is a predicted model, not a curated record. NCBI's taxonomy places the organism in Eukaryota, Metazoa, Arthropoda, Insecta, Hymenoptera, Formicidae. Gene Ontology annotation, molecular function: serine-tRNA ligase activity; ATP binding.